AUGGUCGCCUUCAAAAUCCCCACCGUCGCUGUCGAUGUCCGCACAAACAACUUCGCGACCGUCUUCGGGACUGUCUCCAUGUCCUCAAACUGGCAAAUGCGUGUGAUCAGCUACACGAUCAAGUCUGACGGGUCGAUCAUCGAAACCGUCACGUUCUACCCCGAGGAGCAGCACAAACCCUCGCAACUCUGGCUUGAGGACCCAAAGACGAAAGCCAAGGUGCACGCAUGGACUCCCCCCGUGCUGAACGAGCCGACGCAGGUCAUCCUUGAGUUCCAGCACUCCAAGGACAACGGGACUACAUGGCUCCCGAACUCGGUGGACAAGAACGAUUUCAGCGAGUAUCCGGUGCCUGUGGGCGAUAAGAAUACGCUCAACACAAUUAUCGUCACUAAAGACCAUGAUGGGUCUGAAUAUUCCAACGGAGAGAUCAGCGUGGUUCAGAUGCCUGCUCCUGUCCCGUAUUGA
Molecule: messenger RNA, 468 nt
Organism: Coniophora puteana RWD-64-598 SS2
Lineage: Eukaryota; Fungi; Basidiomycota; Agaricomycetes; Boletales; Coniophoraceae
Exons: 4
Coding region: 1-468 (155 amino acids)
Source: RefSeq, a predicted model, not a curated record